UGCCGUUAUAACAACAUGACAAGCACCUCAUCACCUAUCUCUCUUUCGCCUGAAAUCCUUGAUCUAAAAUCUAAAGAAGAACUGAAGACUAUAAUCCUAGAAGAACGCGAAUACUACUCUUACCUAAUCGAAGACCUCAAAGAAUCAAUCAGCAUCCUUCUCUCGGAGUACCUUCAAGACAAGAAGAGGCAGAACCAGUUCAACAAGUACUUUGAGAAACUGUCUGCCCUCAAAAGGGAGAAUUACAGUUAUAAAAAGGACAUAAUCCUUCAGAAAUAGGAAGUUCUUCCUCUUGGCUGAAGCAGUCGAGAAGACCAUGAAGAAUGUAGAAGGCUGUAAUCAAGACUUGAGAAUGUCUGAUAAGGGAGAGAUUUAUUUGGCUAAAGUACAGAUGGAGAGGACUAUUAAGGAUCUUUCCGAGGAGAUUGAGAAGCUUAGUGAAACCAAUUUUUAGGCUCAUACAUGAUCUUAGUAGGAGAGAGUUUUUUGAGAAGUACCAUGAGACUCUUCAAGAGCUGAAUCAGUGUAGGAUAGAGCAAGAGGCUUUGAUUGACUUUUGUUUUAAUCAUAAGAAUAAACAGAAAUCCUAUCAGCAGAAACAAGAGUACUCAAGCUUUCAGGAAACCAGACAGAGAUCCAAGACUUCUGCCUAUCAAACACCUCUGGCACAUGUUGACCUUAGUAGCGAUAAUUAUUAUCAGCGCUCUGAAACCAAAGAUUCAGGUUCGAAGAUAACAUCUACAGAUGUAUCAACAGCUUUACAGAAUGAAGCUAAGAGCUCUAAGAUACAGAAAAGAAAUGAUAAACUCUCGAAAAGACUUAAGAAUUGUAGAUCUGAAGAACAAUUAGCUAAAUGCGAAAACCAACUGAAAACAAGAGCAAAGAGUUUAUACAAAAGGAUCGAUCCAAACUCAAAUGGAACAAUUGACAGCCCUCAAAAUUUGGAAAGUAUGGCGCCAAGCCAGAAGUUAAAACCAAAAGGAGCGACUAGUGGCAGCAAGCCGAGAGUUUCAAGGCCUUCUGAGAGGACCAAGAAUACAAGAUCUUCGGCUGGUCUCAAAGUCCCAAAGACUAUGAUGCAAAGAAAGAGGAAGGGCAUCUUGCCAAAGAAUAAUCAUACCUUACAAAAUUCUUAUCGGCCAUAUUAAAUAACUUCUACCACCCUCAAAAUCCUGUUCACUACGUUUAUACAAA
Messenger RNA from Moneuplotes crassus, 1194 nucleotides. NCBI's taxonomy places the organism in Eukaryota, Ciliophora, Spirotrichea, Euplotida, Euplotidae. The record is from the annotation of a GenBank genome assembly.